Molecule: messenger RNA, 2253 nt
Organism: Hyla sarda
Lineage: Eukaryota; Metazoa; Chordata; Amphibia; Anura; Hylidae
Gene: RENBP
Product: renin binding protein
Exons: 10
Coding region: 375-1598 (407 amino acids)
Biological process (GO): N-acetylglucosamine metabolic process; carbohydrate metabolic process; N-acetylmannosamine metabolic process
Molecular function (GO): N-acylglucosamine 2-epimerase activity; peptidase inhibitor activity
Source: RefSeq, a predicted model, not a curated record
AAAUACGCUCAUCUCUAGUUACUUUCACUGCUUCCAUUCUCAUAACCACACGACAGAUGCCCCUCAAGUCGUUCCUGACGCUCCUUGUUUAUCGUCAAUCAUUUUCCGAAGACUCAGCGUUCCCUCUCGGUACAUUUAACUUGUUCCAGGAAUACAUCAUGUGACUGGGAGUCAGCUGACCGCCUCUGUGGUCUCCACAGCUGAUUUCCUUCCUCAGCUGCAAAGUUCACAGCAAACAGGGAACUGAGAACAUAGAAUAUAAGGGGGCGAAAUCUGGGGGAACAGCAAGGAGCACCCCAGAGAGUCGUGGUGGUCACCUCACCUGUGGCACGGCACUGAUUGUCGCAACGCUGCCCGUACAAAAGAGUUCCAGGAUGGCAGAGAAAAAUCGUCUGCGGCAGUGGAGAGACCGGAUCGCUACAGAGCUGGACAAAGUCAUGGAUUUCUGGAUUCGGCACUCCGAGGACAAGGAAUAUGGAGGGUUCUUCACUUGCCUCGGUCGGGAUGGAGCAGUGUAUGAUCAGCUGAAAUACAUCUGGUUGCAGGGCAGACAGGUAUGGAUGUAUUGUCGUCUCUACAGGAAGGUGCCCCGAUUCCACAAAGAGGAAAUACUUAAUUCUGCCAUUGCAGGAGGCGAGUUCCUUAUUGCUCAUGCUCGCCCAUCACCUGGUUCUCAGAAAUGUGCUUUUGUGGUGACACGUGAUGGCCGAGCGGUGAAGAUCCAACGCACCAUCUUCAGUGAGUGUUUCUACAUCAUGGCCAUGGACGAGCUAUGGAGGACAACUCACAAGGAGAAGUACAAGAAAGAGGCAUACAAGAUGAUGGACCAAAUUGUUCACUGGGUGCGAGUAGACUCAUCUGACUUGGGGAGACCGGAGCUGCCUGGGGCUGAACCAGUAAACUCUAUGGCGGUGCCCAUGAUGCUGCUGAACCUGGUCGACCAGUUAUGUGAGGAUGAUGAAGAGGCAGCGAUGACGUACGCAGAGGUGGGAACAUGGAGUGUGGAGAAGAUCCUGCAGCACCUACAGCGUGAUGGCCAGGCCAUUUUGGAGAAUGUUUCUGAAGAUGGAAAAGAAUUGCCAGGAUGCAUGGGCAGACACCAAAACCCUGGACAUGCCAUUGAGGCUGGCUGGUUUCUUUUACGCCAAGCUUUUACAAACGGUGACCAUAAUUUGGGGACGAUCGCUGUGGAGAAGUUUGUACUUUUACCUUUUGAAUCAGGAUGGGAUCAGGAGUAUGGGGGACUUUUUUCUUUCCAAGACGUGGAUGGACAUUGCCCUACACAACUUGAAUGGAAUAUGAAGUUGUGGUGGCCCCACACAGAAGCUCUCAUCGCCUUCCUGCUUGGCUACAGAGAAACAAAGGAUCAACGUCUCCUCAACAACUUCCAGAAAGUCUAUGAAUAUGUGUUCACCCGGUUUUCAGACCCAGAACAUGGAGAGUGGUUUGGUUAUUUGACUCAAGAGGGGAAGGUGGCACUGACUAUGAAAGGAGGGCCAUUCAAAGGAUGCUUCCACGUGCCUCGUUGUCUGUAUAUGUGUGAGGAAAUUCUGAACAAGCUCAUAAAAGAUGAAGACAAUGGAGCAGUAACACAAUAGAAACAAAGGAUAUGUCGGCAGAUAAGAACCAUUCGGCCCAUCUAGUCUGCCAAAUAUUUUGAAUACAAUGAAUAGUCCUUUGCCCUAUCUUUAUAUGAAGGAUAGCCUUAUUGAGAAUGAGCUGUCAAUACCUCAUUAUCUGACUGAAUACAAUUUAAUUAUCUAUUAUGAGAAUAGGCUUUACACUACUGUAAUAUACGUAAUAUACAGACUGGGCAUUGUCUAUUGUGGUCCCUUCCAUUGUUAUCUGCUCUGGGAUAAGCAAAGAUCUCUAAGAAGUUACAUUAUCUUAUAUCUAACUAGAGGCCAUCAACAAGUAAGCUAGCUGCUGCUGCUGCUGCGGAUAAAUGUUAUAGCUUUAGUCUUAUACUUAUUAUGGUUUAUGUAUCUUUAAAGCAGUUUUUCAUUUUCACCCCCCUCCCCUCGGCUUACGGCUCGUUGAGCUCCGUCGGUCAGAAGGACGGGAUUUGAGAGUAGAAAAUAAAUACUGCAUGUCCUAUUUUAUUUUCUCCGCUCAACUCCUGUAAAAUACUGAACACACGAUGGACCACAUUCAAGUCAAUAAAAUCCAUCGCGACCCAGCAGCGUCAGCUAAAUAAAGAGAUCUCAACGGGCAGUGGCAGUGUGAACUUAAAGGGGUACUCCGGCACUUAGA